CUACAUAGUGUACUACAAAAUCACAACGAUUGUAAAUUCACAAUUCCUUUUUCAUCCCACACACUUUAAAUUCCAAGUAAAGAUGAUCUGGAGUGUAGUUGUACCAGCGUUAUUGCUAUUGCCACUGGCUUCCGGCUACAACUACUGCAACAACAAGACCCAUAGUUGCAUCCUCGAGAACAAGGAGCACUUCAUGUGCCGACUGGACAAGUUUCCCGUGUACGGCGAGCAGACCAAGUUUCACACCGCCAUUCCGGACAAUCGAAAACUCCAGCAGAUGAUAUUAAGAACCCUUAAUAAUUUCCGGAACUUGCUGGCAGGCGGGGAUCUGAGGACGAGUGCCAAUAUGCCGUUCCCGCAGGCCAAAAGGAUGCGCAGGCUCAUCUGGGACAAGGAACUGGCCUACAUGGCCCGCACCCAUGCCGCCACGAUGUCCUUCAAGCAAUCGGAGUGCCGGUCCACCCGGAGGUUUCCCCACGUGGGCGAGUGCCUCGCAGUGGUGACCCCGAAGGAGAAGCUCAAUAUAGAGGAGCUAUGUGCGCGGGCGUUCAAUGCGAUGUUCGAGGAACACAGGAACGUCACUGAUCCGGAGGCACUCCUCAAAGGCUUUGACUCCGUCCGGGACUACCACGUGGGUCACUUCACCACCAUCAUCAGCGAUCGAGUUUCACGCGUGGGCUGUGGCAUUGUCGUGGCUUCCAACUGCCCCCAGGUGUCGUCCAGCAAAUUCUGCCACUUCCUGACCUGCCACUUCGACUUCAACAACGUGGAGGGCUCUUACGUCUACAAGGCUGGGGAACCGUGCUCCGCCUGCGACGACUGGAGCUCCUAUGCCAGCGAUAGGUAUGCCUAUCUGUGCAAGAACAAUGGCAUCAUUUAUCCCCCAGAUAGUGGCGACCACAGUGAUUGAAAGGCCUUGUGUGGGGUGUUUAAUAUAUUCGUACAUUUAUAUAUUUUCGUAUGCUCUUGCCUAGGGAUUCCGAAGCACAGGAGACCAACAUUGAAUACCUUUCAGAGCCCAAAAUACAAUCCUUACACUUCCUACGA
Molecule: messenger RNA, 1047 nt
Organism: Drosophila gunungcola (fruit fly)
Lineage: Eukaryota; Metazoa; Arthropoda; Insecta; Diptera; Drosophilidae
Product: venom allergen 5-like
Exons: 5
Coding region: 83-910 (275 amino acids)
Source: RefSeq, a predicted model, not a curated record